UGGGGUUAAGGUCCUUUCCCGGGUUGGGACCGAUGAAGGAGACAGUUGUGCCUUGGCUAUCGGUGAAGGAAUCCGGACUGCUGACAGGUGGUUUGUGUCCUCCCUGGCACCUGUGGACCAGGAGUAACCCAACCGCCCGCAUCUUGUAAAACACAGGACUCAUGAACUUCAUCUAAACAGCCUGUAAACAUUGUAGAACUGGUCGUGCACACUAACACUGAAAUUUUCUUCAAGAUGAGUUUCCUCUUGCCGAAACUGACUAGCAAAAAAGAAGUGGACCAGGCGAUCAAAAGUACUGCAGAGAAAGUAUUGGUUCUCAGGUUUGGGAGGGAUGAGGACCCUGUCUGUCUACAGCUGGAUGAUAUACUCUCAAAGACCUCUGCUGACUUAAGUAAAAUGGCUGCUAUCUACCUGGUAGAUGUGGACCACACUCCAGUUUAUACGCAGUACUUUGACAUCAGUUAUAUUCCAUCUACUGUAUUUUUCUUCAAUGGACAGCACAUGAAAGUGGAUUAUGGGUCUCCAGAUCACACUAAAUUUGUAGGAAGCUUCAAAACCAAACAAGACUUCAUGGAUUUGAUUGAAGUCAUCUACCGGGGAGCAAUGAGGGGAAAACUUAUUGUCCAGAGUCCUAUUGAUCCCAAGAAUAUUCCCAAAUAUGACCUCCUCUAUCAAGACAUUUAGCACACUCACGGCUGUUGGAGAUGAAAGAGUCAUGGGUGGAAAUGGGACCUGAACCCAGAGGGCCUGUGGUCUGGAGUCCCUCAGAGACAUGUUCACUGCCCCAGCAAAGAGGUUUGAUGUGCCUGUAAUCAAUGGCCCCUGCGCAGAAGCCCCAGUACUCCCAAGAAUCCAGGUGCCUGAGUGUCCAUUCCCUGAGAGCCUCAGAGCAGUCAGGGGAUAGUGUUCGGUGGUUUUGUAACUUCCCUUUAUCCUGACUUGUCUUUACCCUUAAAGUCAUGCAUCCUCAACACUGUCUGAACAACUUGAUUAACAUGUACACACACACACACACACACACACACACACUCAUACACACACUCACUCAUACACACACUCACACACACACACACACACACUCAUACACACACUCACACACACACAGCCUUCCCCAUGCCUUCAUUCUCUUGCCCCUUUUGCUCCCUCCUAUCCCAGCUUCUCUUGAAGUAAUUAAUAUUCUAUUAGUUGCAGGUGAGCUCUUUUGUUUUCCGGACUGAAGCACUGCCCUAGUCUGUUGUUUAUAGCUGGGAGGCUAUUAAAUUGACACAUCCAGCACAGUUCAAGCUAAACAACAAGCGAGGGACAGAGCUCCUCAGCAGUCAGUGCUACCACCCCUUAUUUCUAAGACUCAAGACCAAAGGUCUAUCAGAAUUGCUAGGGGGAAAUGCUGAUGGCAUUUGCUGAUUCCAGUGGCUUUUGAAGAAUAGCUAACCUUCCAGGGUCACGUGGCCCAACCUCAGAGUAUCUGUGUUUCUCUUAAACCUCAUGGUGACUGUUGUUCCCGACCCUCUAGAAUGAGAGAAUAGAUACAGAGCUGGAGGUCUAUGGUCAAACAGCUUGUGACUUGCUGGGCAGCAAGAGACUCAUUGCCAGCAGAGGCCCAGGCUUGACACAGCAGCACUGUCACCUCAGGGCCAGCCCUGUUUCAGCUGCUUUUUUCUAAGCUUGUCCUUCAGGGAAAAGUGAAAUGGGACCCAGUUCUGAUUAAUGUGGCACAGAAAGAAGCUUGUUGGGGGCUUUCUAUGCCCUCCACUUAAAACUGAGAGCCACUUAGGGGAUGGGGAAAAUGUCCCUUCCCAUCCCUUCCUUAUGAUACAUGGGGCUAUGGCAGCCACCCUAGGCCCAAGAGAUGGAAAAUUAGUGUGCAGAGAUCAUAAGAAUCAGACCCCUAAUGUUACUGAAUCGUAGGUGAACUCUAACCUUCCUCCAAAUCUCUAUGAAAGAAUAAAAUUUCUUUGUCCAACUCA
Molecule: messenger RNA, 1967 nt
Organism: Cricetulus griseus (Chinese hamster)
Lineage: Eukaryota; Metazoa; Chordata; Mammalia; Rodentia; Cricetidae
Source: RefSeq, a predicted model, not a curated record